Microstroma glucosiphilum is the source of this 5018-nucleotide messenger RNA. RefSeq lists its product as hypothetical. Gene Ontology annotation, molecular function: phosphatidylinositol binding. The record is from RefSeq and is a predicted model, not a curated record. The transcript has a single exon. NCBI's taxonomy places the organism in Eukaryota, Fungi, Basidiomycota, Exobasidiomycetes, Microstromatales, Microstromataceae. The coding region runs from base 248 to 4576 and encodes 1442 amino acids. Gene Ontology annotation, cellular component: intracellular membrane-bounded organelle.
CUCCCGCGCUGGUUCGGCACGAGGGUCAGUCCAAGCGGGGCCUCGCUUUCCGCUCCACACGUCGUGUCUAUACCUUCCCUUCCUCCCGAGCUUCCUGCCUAGACUACUUGGCCUGCCUGAGAGGUCAUCCCAUCAUCCCACCUCUGACCUGAAGCACUCUAUCACUCUCCUCUAAUGCCGUAGUCUUGAGAUACCCCGGAUUCACCACGCUCAGCCUCCUCCGAGCUUCCUUAUUACGCGACCCACCAUGGCCUCCUCCGUCCCUUCGUCGCCCCAACAGGCAACACCUCCUCCGCCAGCCGAGUCCAAGGAGACAGCAUCCGAUGAGCCACUGGUGACCAUCACUCCUUCAGACAGCCCAUCCUCAUCUCCUACUCCAGCAGCUGCGUCAGAGGAAGGUCUCUCGCUGAGCCACAUCACGACGGCCAUUGCGGUUCUUCUAGCUCUCAUCCUCCUCCGCACAGGCUUCUUCAAUGUCAUACUCGUCGUUGCGACAUCCGCUACGCUGCUCCUUAAUCCCUAUGUGAGGACAUUUCUGGACCUUCCUAGCAUCACUGGAGCCGAAGGCAAAGGAAGCCGGACUUCAGAGGGCGACGGAAGAGAGGGGAGGUUCGGAUCCUGGGACCCAGCCAAGUACUUCACUGCCUUUUCCUUUCGGUCAGCCGGGCAGGAUGGUGAGGCAGGGAAGGAAAGCUCAGAAGUCGGGCAGACAACCAGGGGCGCUAGUAGCAGAGCCUCGAGCGAUGAGAGAAGCUCCCUGACCCCUCUACCUCCGCAUCUCAAAGACGCAAUGGACCAGCUGGCCCCCCUUGCCAUACGUGACUUUGUGCAGGGCUGGUACACCCAUCACUCCUUUGGCUACCCUUCUUUUCCCCGCUCCGUCCGAGGGACACUGGACUACUUUGCCUCGUCGGUCUGGACGCGGACCCUGACCACCAAUCUUCACUCCGUAGACGUCGCAACGGAGCUCCUCCUCACCGGCUCGUCAGUCUUCUUGACUUGCAUCAGGCGCAAGCGGAUAGCCAAUGCUGCUGCUCAGGCAGGAGAUCGCAAUGCCGCCAGCGCCGUGAGGAGGGGUGGUACAGGUCACUGGAAUAGCAACGAGGAAAGAAUCGCCUCCCUACGAGCUGCCAUGCGAUCCUUCUUCGAGAGACAUCUACCGCCCAAUGAGCGCGAGUCAGAUCUCGUCUUUGCGGUCCUCACGGAAAUUCUGACGAAACAACUCUGGAAUCUCAUCUUGACUGUUGGCGAGCCAGACUUCCUUAAUCGGACUUUGGUCGAGUGGAAGGAAGGGCAGCUUGCCGCUGCAGGAGGUGGGACUACUACUGCUGACGCUGCCUCGGCUCCUUCAUCGAUGGAUACUCCCAUGAGGCCCGGAUCCAGCGCCUACAACAAGCAGGCGGGAGCAAGCUUACCCCGGCCUCCUUCGACCGCCAUGGGUCAGCAACAGCCGCCCGCGCCUCCCUCAAGGCCUGGCUCAGUCGCCCCAGAAAGAUCGCUCUCGGCCGCAGGAGGCGGUAUACGCCCUUCGUUCCCUCUGCCGGAUCGAAAUACCAUCUCCUCUCCUCCCUCAAGGGCUGACUCGCCCAUGAUGCCUACAUUUGCGGCAGCAGGGCAGCAGCCUCGGACUUACGCUCCGACGAUGAGGGUCGGGAGUGCCCAAGGGACGCAGUCUGUCGAUCAGUCUUACAGAAGGCCUUCGACCGGAGCCGGUCAAGGAGGGCAGUCAGCAAGCAUGGAACGGCGAGCCUCCGCAGCGGAUCCGGUCUCUCGCCGCUCGAUUGACGCAGCAGAUGGACUGUCAGCAGUUGUAGGGGGACUCGGUGGAGUAUUCAAGGGAGCAGGCAGAGGAGUUGACGCUCUCGUGGGCGGCGUGGGAGAUAUCCUGGCAGGUGAGAAUACCCCACGUCCUAUGGGCGGAUCCUAUCGAGACCCUUCGACGCAGGAGAAUCAAAGCCCCACUUCCGCCUGGAAACGAGACCCAGCCGCAGUGGAUCGAGCAUCAACGCACCCGGAGGUCUUGCAGAAUCAGCACAAUGCCGUCAGGAGGAAGCAGCCGCAGGGCCGCAAGGAUGACUUGACGGAUCUGAUGGCGUCUCAAGCUGCCUGGCCUUCCAACCUGCCGCCAAACCUCAGUAAUAAUUCACCAGAUGGUGAGAACUUGCCAGAGAGCCUGCGAGCAAGUCUCCGGAGGACGGGAUCACCACCCGGCUCUAGCUUGGGUGGCAGCCCGGUAAGCCGGAUUAUGUCACCUGGUCCCCCUCGCAUGACUUCCUCCCUGCCAUACGAGAUCUCACCUCGGUCCUCGGGCGACUACCACUCGAGAAGCAGCACGAGUGCAAGUCCCGCAAUAGGACGUAGUGCGUCGCCUGUCAUAUCCUCGCAGCCUCAAGCGACGACCCUCCUACCUCCUCGCCCACCAUCCCGCCCGAAUCAGCCGCCAUCGAUGGCACCACCUGCUCUACCCUCACGAUCCGCCAAUACUAUGACUUCGACCGCGGCUCCUUCCUCCUCUUCCCUGCCACCCGCCCCCCCUCUCUCAUCAGUUCUCUCGCGUCAGGACCCUCAAGGUCUGUACGAUGCAUUCGAAUCCUUCCUCGAGACACCGCCUUCUUCAGUGUCCCACUUGACGGUUGCAGGCGAGGGAGAGGAGUUACUGCGACUGCAGAUCGGCCUGGGGACAAUUGAGCGUUUAGUACCUCGUGGAUCAGGCUACGAAGCUGAGAUGUUCCGCGAAGACGCCAGUACAAUCUUGUCAAAGGCUCGGGAAGGUCUGAAAGCUGCGGCGACAUCCAGUGGGGCCCAGAAUGGCAACACGGCUGAGGCAUUGGUACGCACGCUGGAUCGUGCGAUUGCUCAGUUGGGCUUUGGCCCACAAGGCUUCGACGGCAAGGAGGGAACGGUGAGGGAGGCGCUGGACCCUGUCCAUGCGGAUCUUACGGCACGAUUGCAAACGCUCUACGAGGCCUUUUGGCGCAUCAGAAGCGAGAGGCUCGGGGGCUCUAAAGGAGCCAAGACGAGCGCUGCACCUGCUCAACCUCCUACGAUGACGUCUAGCUUGGCUUAUGAGCCGAGGAGGAAAGCCACUGCUACUCCGCCCCCUCCUCACAGCCGAAGCCAGAGUCAGGGGCAUGCAACGCCAUUGUCGUCUUCGGUGACGGGCACUCCAACUAGAGCACCGCAAGCACCGACCGUCACGAGUACAGCGCCCACUCCGCCACCUCGCCCGAAUACUAGCGAUGAAUCUUCCAUCCUUCGAGCGCCGAAGCCACGCCAACCUAUCAUCGAUCAUCUCGUCGAUCUGGACGAGGACGAUGGAGACGCAGAUGGCGAUGCUUCCGAAUCGCUCCUCGGCGCUUCCUCGAACGCUCCAGCGAUCCAGGUGUCCAUUACAGACAUCUCUGCCAACGUCGAGAGGCCCAAUGCCCAGGUCGACGUUCGCAGCUUCGAAUUCAUCUGCGCCGUCGACGCCGAUGCUGGUGGAGGCGGCGGUUUCGUCCUCGUUCGACGCUGGGCAGAGUUGCUCACGCUGGACAAGGAGCUGAGACGCUUCUCCUCGGGUCUGCGAGAGCUCCCUCCUCUCCCACCGACUAAAGGCAAGACGAGCGCGAUGCUCUGCGCCGAUCUCGAAGGCUACCUUGCUGCUCUCCUCAGCAACCCCGAGCUGGCCUGCCUGCCUCCUGUAGAGAAGUUUGCGGAUCGCAGCAGAGCAGCGACGGCUGCUGCUGCCAAUGCAAAGGUCUUUAAUCCUUUUGUCAGUGGAGUCGAGCUGGGCAAGAACCUUGGAAAAGGAUUUGUAGAAGGUGUAGGGGCGGUAGGGAAAGCGGCUGCCAGUGGGCUGCAGCAACAAGGGGCCACCCCACCUCGGGCUCGACAACAGUCUGGAAGUGGACUGGAUGAGUCACGCGAAGAGAGGUCCUCAACCAUCACAGAUCCAACGGUGGCAUCAGCAGCAGACCUCACGCCGACUCCUCCAAAAGACAUUGGCGGUGGGCCCGCUGCUGCAGCUUCCACUGGCUCCUCAGGCGUGCCCGUCUCGACGACAUCCGCGGUAGCCUCGAAAUCUUCGCAAGGCCUCUCGCCACGAGCCCUCGACGCCCUCCUCACCUCCAUCUUUGCCCUCGCAGACGAGGCUCUUUCCCUCACCGGCGCCUGGAGCAUGCGCAGAGGUGUAGUUCGGCUACUGCAGAGCGUCGUGCGCCAAUCUUACUCAGCGGCCAUUGUGUCUGCCUUUGACGGUACCGCCUCUGCUCUGGCGUCGCAGUCCGUCGCAAAGGGCCUCCUUAGAGUCCGUACAACCCUCUGGUCCUCUCCCUCCUCGGGCACAGGUGCCGAACCGGUAUGGCACUACCAAAAGGGAGCACCACGUAGCGCUCGUGAGCGGAUUGAAAGUGAAGAAAAGGCGAGGGAACUUGUACUCAGGUAUGCACCAGCUCAGGCAGCCUUUGUGCUGGGACCUGGAGGUAGGAAUGCCUGUGAAAAGGCACUGGAGAGUGUACAUGCAGUCGUGUGCGAGGAUGAAGGGGCGCUGGACCUCGUCUUGACCCUGACACUGAGGAUGUUACAGAUGCUGUAAGGAAAGCGAGGGGAAAGGAGGCAAAGCAGGAACGCGGGCGUGCAAACAAUCACAGUGGGGAUUGCUGGAGUGGCGGAGGGAAUAGCAAGGAGACAGAGUUGCUCGAUCUCAAUUAGGGAACGUGGUGCGGGUGUUGGAGAGGCGCGAAGCUGUAUCCAGCCUGUCGGCACCAAAAGCAAGAGGCCCCAAUAAUCUAUCAGUAUCUCGAUCGCACGUGCUGUACAUCCUCUGACGGUGCGAAUCAUGCUGUGUAUGGCUGUAUUGCAAAGGUUGCCGUGGCAGGAAGCCUAUCUCGACUCUGCCCAACAAAGCAAUGUAGAAGGGGUGAGCAGCUCACAUCGAAGCGAUUCGACACGAGCCGAAUUGACACGGUAGCGUUUAGUGGUGAGCGUUUCCGUGCUUCUCCAGCUUGUAGCCAACCAGAGAUCGUCGACCGAGCUGG